Chlorella variabilis is the source of this 411-nucleotide messenger RNA. RefSeq lists its product as hypothetical. The record is from RefSeq and is a predicted model, not a curated record. Lineage: Eukaryota; Viridiplantae; Chlorophyta; Trebouxiophyceae; Chlorellales; Chlorellaceae. The transcript is spliced from 4 exons. The coding region runs from base 1 to 411 and encodes 136 amino acids.
AUGGAGAGGGCGGCCUCGCUGCCUGGGGGCAUCCUGAGUUACGUGCAGGGCCCGCUGCACUACCUGGACCUCGGCGGCAUCCAGCGCUGCAGCCUGGCCGACUUUGGCGGCGCCCCCGAGCUGCUGGCGGGCAUCACCAAGCUGUAUGCCAGCCACAGCGGGCUGCGCAGCGUGGAGGGGCUGGGCCGCCUGCCUGCCGUGCGCUGGCUCUACCUGGACCACAAUCGGCUGCCAGAGGCAGAGCUGCUGCGCCUGCCGGGGGUGCUGGCGGGGGUGAGGCUGGAGGCGCUGGAUGUGUCUGGCAACCCGGGGUGCACCCCAGAGGUGGAGCGCCGCCUGCUGGCCAGCGGCCUGCUGGCACAGGCAGAGUUCUUCAACGGCCGCCGCGCGCCGGCCCGCGCGGGGCAGUGA